Molecule: messenger RNA, 2239 nt
Organism: Chelmon rostratus (copperband butterflyfish)
Lineage: Eukaryota; Metazoa; Chordata; Actinopteri; Chaetodontiformes; Chaetodontidae
Gene: slc35b3
Product: solute carrier family 35 member B3
Exons: 10
Coding region: 245-1369 (374 amino acids)
Biological process (GO): transmembrane transport
Cellular component (GO): Golgi membrane; endoplasmic reticulum membrane
Molecular function (GO): 3'-phosphoadenosine 5'-phosphosulfate transmembrane transporter activity
Source: RefSeq, a predicted model, not a curated record
AGCGGAAGUUGUUGGCUGAUUUUGCCACUGCAGCAAGUGCAUGCAGCUUUUAGCUGGCUCACACGCUUCUCAACGUGUUUUUUGCUGUUUGUCAUCGAAAAGCAAAAACAUGAAAACGUUCGGAAUGUGCGAAAGAUGAAGUCGCCACGUUUAGGGAAAUGAUUUUCACCGGGAUCGCCUCUGAAGAAGAGGAUAAGCUAACGUAAAGAAACCCGGAAGUGUUGUUGAAGCAGCCACAGACACAAUGAGUGCCAAAUAUGGGCUGGUGGGCUACAACAGUUCACGGAAGCACAUUUCGAUCUCCAUCCCGUCGUCCACGGAGGUGAUGUCACCCCACAUAAAGUCCGUGGAGGAGCUGAGGGUCCUGGGAAUCAACCUGAGCAGCUUCAAUACCCCCACACAGUUCUUCAUCUGUGUGGCUGGAGUCUUCGUCUUUUAUCUCAUCUAUGGAUACCUUCAGGAGUUGAUAUUUUCUGUGGAAGGCUUCAAGCCUUUUGGUUGGUACCUCACUCUAGUCCAGUUCGGCUUCUACUCCAUGUUUGGACUAGUGGAGCUUCAGCUCACACAGGACAAACGCAGGAGGAUACCAGGGAAGACCUAUAUGAUCAUAGCAUUUCUAACAGUGGGCACUAUGGGCUUGUCCAAUACCUCUCUGGGCUACUUGAACUACCCCACACAGGUCAUCUUCAAGUGCUGUAAACUCAUUCCAGUCAUGAUUGGAGGAGUGUUUAUACAAGGUAAACGCUAUAACCUGGCUGAUGUGUCUGCCGCUCUCUGCAUGAGUCUGGGACUCAUCUGGUUUACACUAGCUGACAGUAAAGUGGCCCCCAACUUCAAUGUGACAGGUGUUCUCCUCAUUUCCCUGGCACUGUGUGCAGACGCCGCCAUUGGAAACGUGCAGGAGAAAGCCAUGAAACUCCAUAACGGCUCCAACUCUGAAAUGGUGCUGUACUCGUACUCCAUCGGUUUUGUCUACAUACUCACAGGACUGUUCUGUGUGGGUGGGCUGGGGCCAGCAGUGGCAUUCUGCUCAGAGCAUCCUGUGAAGACGUACGGUUAUGCGUUCUUCUUCUCUCUUACGGGUUAUUUUGGGAUCUCCUUCGUGUUGGCCUUGAUCAAGCUCUUCGGUGCCCUGGUUGCAGUUACAGUGACCACCGGGAGAAAGGCCAUGACUAUUAUACUUUCCUUCAUGUUCUUCGCAAAACCUUUCACUUUUCAGUACAUCUGGGGCGGCCUUCUGGUGGUCUUCGGCAUCUUCUUGAAUGUUUACAGUAAAAACAGAGAGAAAAUGAAGCUUCCCUCCAUCAAGGACCUCAGGAGCUGGCUGCUGGCUAGAAGGAAAGUUCGACUUCUCUCACAAAACGUAUAGAAGGCACCGAUAGUUGUAGCGGAAGUCCUGCGCUGGCAGACCAUGCGUCUGAUCGGAUGUAGAGUUGGCCCACCUGGUUCAAGGGAUGUUCUUGAAACCAUGUGCCCCGAGCUACAAGCCUCAUCGCCACCAACAACGAGCCAAGGAUGGGUGUACAGAGUUUGGCCACCAAUCAGCCUCAAAAACAGCUGACACAUGAUUAAGUUUCGAUGGGUGAUAGAGUCUCUAUCUGCCAGUACACCACCGGUGUAGAACUGACUGACAUUACUCAAACUCUCUGCAGCAAACUGAAGGAACUCUAACUUUUUUUUUUUUUUUUUUUACAAGGGGAUCAAUGCUAAUGGGCUCUUUUAAAGCAACGCUUCAGAGCUCCACAGAAACAGCCCCAACAUGGAGGACAACUGAGGACUUUUAAGACUGUCUAAAGGGAAGCCAGCGCCUUAGCCAACCAAAUCGCACAGUUUUGCACUGGAAAUUACUUGUACACUUAAACCCUUGAGUGGUUGAGAAAGACUGAAAUGUUGGAAGAAAAGAUUGUCGUGUCUGAAAAUGAAUGUCCCCCCCCCCCCAUGAAGAAAAAGUAGAUCUUGAUUUAAAAAGGCAUAUUUGCCCCCGCAUGUGCCAGGAAGACAGAACAACAUUUUGUUUUACAUAACCAUUGUCUUGAUGAAAGUGGCUUUUUCAUAGUUGAUUGGUAAUUUAUAUAUCUGACUGUGCCCUGUUUCAUCAUGUGGGGUAAUUUUGGGGAAUAUGGAGACAUUUGCUCUCGUGUAAAUCAAUAAAUCAAAAAUGUCAACUGCCAUGAUUUGCUAACCAUGUGUUUGGGUGAAAGGGUACCACUCUUUUUACAUUAAAACAAACUGAGACGUU